AUGGGUUUCGUCAAACAGCUCUUCGUCUCUCCGGAGGUCAACCCCAGGAAUCGAAAAGCCUUAUCAAUUCCCAUUCUCAACCCCUUUGACCAAUAUGGAAGGGUUUUCUUUUUUUCAUGGUUCGGGUUCAUGGUGGCUUUCCUGUCGUGGUAUGCAUUCCCACCACUAUUGACUGUCACAAUCAGAGAAGAUCUACACAUGAGUCAGGCGCAAGUCGCAAAUUCGAACAUUGUGGCUCUUCUAGCGACGUUGCUUGUGAGGUUUAUUUGUGGACCUCUUUGUGACCGGUUUGGUCCGCGACUGGUAUUCAUUGCGCUCCUUUUAUGUGGCUCGAUCCCCACCGCCAUGGCAGGUCUUGUCACGAAUGCUCAGGGCUUGAUUGCUCUGCGCUUCUUCGUCGGAAUCCUCGGUGGUACUUUCGUUCCCUGUCAGGUCUGGUGCACCGGUUUCUUCGACAAAAAGAUUGUUGGAACCGCCAACUCCUUGGCGGCUGGUUGGGGAAACGCUGGUGGCGGGAUUACAUAUUUCAUCAUGCCUGCUGUCUACGAUUCUCUCAUCGGCCAGGGCCUUCCACCACAUAAAGCAUGGCGCGUUUCCUAUAUAGUUCCAUUCAUCAUCAUCGUGGGUGUGGCCAUCGGUAUGUUUUUCACUUGCGAAGACACGCCAACAGGAAAAUGGUCGGAACGCCAUAUCUGGGACCGGGAAAACAACGGGCCAGGAAACAACAUUGUCGACCUCAGUUCGGGCAACCCGUCUACCCGACCCUCCGGACCACCAUCUAUCAUCAAUGUUGUAGCGGACGUGGAGAAGAAAGGCACCCAAUCCCCCAACCCGGUGGAUCACGACAGCCAAAUGAUCGGACAGCUGGACGCUCUAAGCAAUGAUACCGUGGUGUCUCUCUCCCACAAGGAAGCCAUGAGUGUCAUCUUCAGCCUCUCCACCGCUGCUGUUGCUAUCCCCUACGCCUGCUCCUUCGGGGCUGAGCUGGCCAUCAACUCCAUCCUAGGCGAGUUCUAUUCCGAGAACUUUCCUCAGCUAGGCCAGACCGAGUCUGGAAAAUGGGCAGCCAUGUUCGGUCUUCUCAACGUCGUCUUCCGACCCGCAGGGGGAUUCAUCGCUGAUAUCCUAUACCACUACACACAGUCGGUAUGGUCGAAGAAACUCUUCCUUUCCUUCCUGGGCAUCGUCAUGGGGGCUUUCCAGCUGGCCAUGGGUCUCUCUAAUCCCAAGAGCGAAGCCACCAUGUUCGGACUUACAGCGGGACUGGGGUUCUUUCUGGAAGCGUGCAACGGGGCCAAUUUUGCCGUUGUUCCCCACGUUUAUCCUUUCGCCAACGGAAUCGUCUCCGGCGCCGUAGGAGGCAUGGGCAACCUAGGCGGGAUCAUCUGCGCCAUUAUAUUCCGAUACAAUGGUUCCCACUAUGCCCGGUCCCUCUGGAUCAUUGGAGUAGUUGUCAUUGUUGCCAAUCUCGCAGUUACGUGGAUUCGACCGGUGCCGAAGAACUAA
Messenger RNA from Aspergillus tanneri, 1506 nucleotides. RefSeq names its product MFS transporter. Gene Ontology annotation, biological process: nitrate transmembrane transport; nitrite transport. Gene Ontology annotation, cellular component: membrane. The record is from RefSeq and is a predicted model, not a curated record. The coding region runs from base 1 to 1506 and encodes 501 amino acids. Lineage: Eukaryota; Fungi; Ascomycota; Eurotiomycetes; Eurotiales; Aspergillaceae. The transcript has 5 exons. Gene Ontology annotation, molecular function: nitrate transmembrane transporter activity; nitrite transmembrane transporter activity.